Molecule: messenger RNA, 10791 nt
Organism: Corythoichthys intestinalis (scribbled pipefish)
Lineage: Eukaryota; Metazoa; Chordata; Actinopteri; Syngnathiformes; Syngnathidae
Gene: tert
Product: telomerase reverse transcriptase
Exons: 16
Coding region: 88-3297 (1069 amino acids)
Biological process (GO): telomere maintenance via telomerase
Cellular component (GO): telomerase catalytic core complex
Molecular function (GO): telomerase RNA binding; telomeric repeat DNA binding
Source: RefSeq, a predicted model, not a curated record
UUUCAUCCUGCUUUUUAAUUCGUCAAGCGGCAACGCAUGUCUUCCAAGGAAGUAGGCGCCCAUGUGUGUGAAACUUUGUGAGCAAUAAUGUCUACAGCCGACCCAACUCAGGUUCUUCACAUACUACGUUCUUUAUACCGCCACGUAUACUCACUAGAAGAGUUCACAAACAGAAUAGUGUUCCGUGAGGGGCACAAGGCGGUUCUCGUCCAGCAGGGCGACACGAACCGCUUCAAAUCGUUCGUGAAGAACGUUUUCGUCGGGUUCGACAAAGAACUGCAACAAGUGCCGAGCAACCACCAGAUCUGCACUUUUCCUGAACUGCUUGCCUUCAUUAUCAACAACCUGAAAAGGAAGAAAAAACGCAAUGUUUUGGCGCAUGGCUACAACCUACUACGGGAGGAGCGUGACGCCGACCCAUUCAAGUUUCAGGGCGAAGUGACCCAAAGCGCUGCUUAUCUUCACGGCAGCGAUCUGUGGAAGAAAGUGGCCCUGCGUCUCGGCACUGACAUCACACGGCACCUGCUGGAGAGCUGCUCCGUGUUCCUGAUGGUCCCGCCGUCAUGCGCAUUCCAGUUGUGCGGCUGUCCACUCUACGACAGGGUCUCCAUGACCGCUGUCCAUUCGGGGUUUUGCCUCCAGACGCGAACCAGGACUUGUCGUAAUGUAAAGUCUGUGAGGAAGAAACGUGCAGUGAACUUGAAAAGAAAGGAUUUGGGAGUGUCGCGUGGGAAAAGGAAGAGAGAAACCAACCAGAAAGAUGAGGAAGACAUGUCGUUUUCUGGAAAGCGGAGACGACUUGGAGAAACACAGGAAGUCAAAGAGACACUAGAAGAAGGACAGUCGGUGUCCUCCUUGCCUUUGGAAAUAAAAACAUCUGUUGCUAAACAGCAAGCUGAAACUAGCACAGCUCCUUUGGAAGGAGGACCAAGUUGGAGAUCAGGCAUUUUCCCUCCUUUGCCUCCCUCGCAAUGUUUCAUACGUACUUUGGCCUUGCUUUACGGCGGUCGGGGCCUGAGCGGGUUCCUUCUCAACAGGAAGAAGAGAGGUGCAGAGAGAUCGAGAAGACUUCAAGGUCAUGAUGUGGUGAGACUGGUUUUCUUCGAGGGGCUGGCGUAUCUGAACGGACUGGAAAGGAAACCGAAGAAGCUCCCCCGACGCUUUUUUAACAUGGUCCCUUUUUUCAGUAAGCUUUUGCGUCAACACCGGCAGUACGCCUACAGAAAAACGCUGCAGAGGUUUUGCCCGCUGAUGCAGAGCGACAUGUCUCAAGCCGAACUACGUUCUCUUUUACCCCAGCACUGUACGCCUCACCGAGUAUACCUGUUCGUAAGAGAGUGCUUGUGUGCUGUCGUCCCGUCUCAGCUUUGGGGUUCUGUGGCAAACCAUUGCCAUUUUUUGGCUCGCGUUCGGGGUUUCUUGCGCAGCAGCAAAUUUGACAAACUUUCAAUUGCGGAGCUUAUGUGGAAGAUGAAAGUAAACGACUGCGACUGGUUGAAGAUCAGCAAGAAAGGUCGUAUUCCUCCUAGCGAGCUCGCGUAUCGGACUCGGGUGCUCGGACAGCUCCUUACGUGGCUCCUCGACGGCUACGUAAUCGGUCUGGUGCGAGCCUGCUUCUAUGUCACUGAGUCCAUGGGACAGAAGAAUGCUUUGAGAUUCUACAGGCAGGAGGUUUGGGCAAGACUGCAAGAGCUGGCCUUCAGAGGUCACGUUUCCAAGGGCCAGAUGGAGGAAUUGACUCCAGCUCAGAUGGCGUCCCUCCCCAAAUCCACCGUCAUCGCCCGUUUGCGCUUCAUCCCGAAGACAGAGAGCAUGAGGCCCAUCACUCGAGUUUUGGGAGCAGAUGCCAAGACAAGGGUCUUCCAAAGGAGUGUCCGUGACUUGAGAGAUGUUCUGCGGGCUUGUAUACGUGCCACUCCAUCCCUUCUGGGUUCCACUGUGUGGGGGAUGAUGGAUAUCCACGAGGUGUUGUCUACUCUUGCUCCGGCCCAAAAGGAGAAACCACAGCCCCUCUACUUUGCUAAGGUGGAUGUUAGUGGAGCAUACGAGAGCCUGCCUCAUGACAAACUUCUCCAUGUGAUGGACCAAGCCCUAUCGCCUGUCCGAGAGGAGCACUUCACCAUACGCAGCUAUGCCAAAAUCUGGGCAGAUUCUUUCGAGGGACUCAGGAAGUCUUUUCUAAGACGGGCAUACCUUGCGGAUGGUGAGGUGGGCUCCACCAACAUGAAAGGCUUUGUCUCGGCACUGCAAAAAAAUUGCAAAGUUCACCACGCACUUCUGGUGGAGCAGCACGUCUCCACGGAUAUUCAUGGCAAAGAGGUGCUUCGAUUCUUCAACCAGAUGUUGACUAACAGUGUUGUGCAGUUUGGAGAGAAAAUGUAUCGUCAGUGUCGUGGGAUUCCUCAGGGGUCUGUCGCAUCCAGUUUGCUCUGCUGUCUCUGCUAUGGUCACAUGGAGAAUGUCCUCUUUCAAGGAAUGACCGGAGGCAAAGGACGAUUGAUGAGACUGGUGGAUGAUUUCCUUCUUAUCACUCCUGACCUACACGAGGCACAGAACUUUCUUAAGGUCUUACUUGCCGGUGUCCCGCAGUAUGGCCUGGUGAUCAACCCGCAGAAAGUGGCGGUCAACUUCCCGGUAUCCGAAAUGACAAGUUCCUGCAGCGACAUCCGCACGUUCGCCCCUCGCUGUCUUUUCCCGUGGUGCGGCUUGCUGCUGGAUACAUACUCACUAGAUGUCUAUAAAGAUUACUCCAGUUAUUCGGGCCUGUCCCUGCGCCAUAGCCUCACUUUAGGUUCCUUCCACUCAGCCGGGGAGCAAAUGAGGAGGAAGCUGAUGCUGCUCCUCAGACUCAAGUGCCUUGCCGUUUUCUUGGACUUGAAGAUAAACUCUGUGGCAACAGUCUACAAGAACAUCUAUGAGUUGGUGCUACUCCAUGCUUUCAGAUUCCAUGUGUGUGCUCAGGGAUUACCCUUUGGCCAAAAGGUUGCAAAGAACCCUGUCAACUUUCUGCGGAUGAUAUGGGACAUGGCUCAGUAUACCAAUCAGCUCCUGAAGCGUUGCAACAAAGGUUAUAAAGCCUUGGCUGGCAUUUUGCCAGAUGAAGCAGUGGAGUUGCUUUUCUGCCUUUCCUUUCUGCUGGUGUUGUCGCAACAUCGGUCACUCUACAAGGGGAUGCUUCCCCAUCUGCAAAAACGGAAGCGUAGUCUGGAGCGCCGUCUGGGAGAUUUGCCACUGGCCAGGGUGAGGCAGGCAGCCAAUCCCAGGACCCCUACGGACUUCUUGACCAUUCAAACUUAAAGAGUGUCAACUGACCUCUAUAAAAUCUCACUGUAAAUAAACAAACAUCAGCAGCUGACAGGUUUGGAUGUAAAUUUUUCCAUCAGAACUAUUCAGGGUUAAAAUAACAAUUUGUAACAUCAUUUAGUGCGGUGAGAGAGAAAACGGCUUUUACCUUUGUAUUAAACAAUGACUCACCGUCUUUUUACAUAGUCCACAAUCCCACCAUUUACCAGAUAAAGAUCACAAUACAAAACUCCAACAAUGCUGUUUCAGCUAUUGUCUUGCACUUCUGGACUUCAAUUUAUGCUUUGUGUUUGUUUCCAUUCAGAUUUCAAAGAAAGCAAUUCCAGUAAGUUUAAUAUUUACUGUCAUUGUGCAGGGUAAAAAACAUUAAAAUAUUGCAUUAAUGAUGGCAGGCCUUCAUUCACCAUGUGGUAAUGAAUUUGCUCCCUUCUUUAACUGACUGAAACAUCAAUACCCUAAGAUCUUCUGUCAUGGUGCCAAAAUUCCACAACUACAAGUACAAACUACUCUAUUCAUACCCAACAGACAACAAUAUGUUGUGUUAGGUCAUUACAAAAAAUCAAAGUAUGAACAUGAAAGAAAGCAAAUGCUAGCUAUCAACAAUGUUCCUUUUCAGGAAUGGAAACAUAGUUCAUGAUAACAACUGCAGAGGUUACUGCGCUUCAGGCUCAAAGCCGUCAUUGCCGUAUGGGUUUAGCCCUUCCUUUGUAGAAGACGUCCACUUGGCCUUUUGGAUUCCUUUGUAGAUAGCCACCAGUGGGAUGGAAACCACAGGUACUGUACAGAGAAGGACGAUUACGGCAAACGCAAAGUCUGGAUAGGGCUUGUCCUCCGUUUUGGGAAAGUGUUCCUAAAGAAACAGACGAAACCAUUUGAAUUGUAUCUUCCACCUAAUAUUCGUUUUUAUAAACUUACGUAAGCAGGAUUCCAUGCAGGGUAUGUUGGGUGUCUCUGGGCUUGGAGGACCACAUACGCAAUCAACACUACCAGAAGCAUUAAAGGACUGAUAGUAGUCCAACAAAUUUUCCAAUAAAGAUUCGGCCUCUUCCCAGUCAUAUAUCGGAUGUCCUCACUGAAUCUGAGAACAGAGAGAAAACACCCAAGUUAAUAUCUCACUGUAUAGCUGUGGGAUAAGUUGUAUUAAAUAAGAGAAGAAUAAUUACAUACCUAUUCAUUCCAUAAAUAUAAACAACUCCAAUAAGUUCAAACAAUGCAAUAAUGAGGAGAGGAACCGAGCCCACGUAGCCGUUGAAUACUUCAACCCAGUAGUUCCCAGACCCCAUGGUGAAGAUGAGGGAAAUCAAAAAUGACAUCAAGCAAAAUGCUCCUGCAAAAGUCACAAAAAGAAAUCUAAAAAAAUCUUUCGCCACAAACAAACAUUUGACUGACUCCAUACGAUCUCACGUACCUGUUAUAAGUUCUUUCGGUACUGACUUGGGUACCAGAUUGAGAUCACUGAAAGGCCUUAGGACUCCCUCUGCAUUCCCAAACAUGGAAGAGAGGCCUAAGCUGAAGAGCAUCAGGAAAAACAAUACCGCCCAUAAUUGCGAGCCUGGCAUCUCCAGUACUGCUUCAGUGAACACAAUGAAAGCCAGGCCAGUUCCAGAAGCACUCUACGAUGAAAAAGAAACAUUUCACAUUUUUGUCUGGUACACUGAGUGCAGUUAAAUUACAAGGGAGGAAAGAGCAGGAAAUAACAAUAAAUGGAUUGAUGCUUGUUGAGAAUGACCUCACCUGGUCAAGGAAUGUUUUCAGGUUGCAGGGUUUCAAUUGCAGGCUGGAGAGCUCAUCUGGAUAUGUUGAAUUCAGAUAGUCAACCCAAUGGUCAUAGUUGUCCCUUGUUAUAUUCUGGUCAGAAUACUCGAAGUGGUUUGUCAGAGUCAAGAUGUUUCUGUAAAAUAACAUGUUUGCUUUAAAUAUUGCCGUCAAGUCAAUGUGCCGAGAAUAGACCUGAACCUCUGUACGUACCCGUUUAGACAGGAGUUAUACCCGUUGUUGGCUUUGAAACCCAGAAUGGCAAAGAUGGAUAUGGCUCCAUAUAGGGAUGUGCCACUGUUUAUUAAUCCCACAAUGACUGCAUCCUUUUCGCAGUUGUUCCUAAUGCACGGACAACAGUACCGGUCAAAGACUGGAUGACAAAAAAAUCCACAGAAGGGUUUCCACAAUAUUGAGAGUCCUUACUUCUCAUUAGCAUAACUGGAGAUUGCAAUGAGACCUCCAAAUGCCACUGAGAGAGAGAAGAAGAUCUGAGUUGAGGCAUCAAGCCACACUUGAGGGUUCUUCAGUAUCUCCCACUGAAAUAAACAGACUUGAUUUAACACUGGAAAACCCCAGCAGAGGCCGAAUCGGCUUUUCCCAAGACAAAUGCUCCUAAUAUUCCUAAGCAAUGGAUGAUUUGGCUUCCCCUCUGGAAAAACCCAGAAGUGGCCAAAAUGACCCAAGUGCUUUUGAAUUAGCAAGUCGUUGUCUGACAUACAGCAACUAUUCAUAUGUAAAUGCAACCACUAGCCAUACAUUGUUAUGGUCUGCCCCCAAACGGAGGGGAACACACCAAGGUUCAUAUGAUAGUUUGUGUCGGUUCAAGUCAAGCUACAUUUAUUUAUUUACAUUUAUUUAUGGAGUUUUACACUUUUUACAUUUUUUAGACUCACCUAUCCUAUACUCCACGCACAAAAAUAGAAAAAAAAUUGCCCAAAUGUGUACAUUACUUUUGGGAAAAUAAAACUGUUUUAGAACUGCAAUUUGAGUGUAGAGCAGGAAUUGUGUCUAUAGAUUAGAAGGACUGAAUCAGGGGUAUGGAGCAUGAAUUGUGGUCACUGUGAAGUUAGUACAAGAAAAUGUGUGAAAACUUUUAAGAAAAACAGUAAUAGACUGAAUUUGUGUCGUGAGAAGGGGGAAGGGACUGGCUCUGAACAGUUGCUUUGAACACUCUAAAACAAUGACUGAAUGUCCUAAUAGUCCGAAUUAUUUUAAAGGUGGUAUGUGCUGUACAGUGUUUUUAAUCCACCAUUUUGAAAAGUGACUAAUGUACACAAACUUACAUCAGGAGUAAAGAGAUAAACCAGUCCAUCUGUUGCUCCGGGCAGGGUGAGAGCGCGGACCAGAAAAAUGGUGAGCACCACAUAAGGCAAGGUGGUUGUCACAUACACUGCCUGAAAAAUAUUAAACAACUAUUUAAAGAUGAAGAGAAUUGUUUUUGGACUUAUUUCUAUAGUGCACUGACCUUUCCCAUUGACUGGAUUCCUUUGAUGAUACAGAUAUACAUCGUCAACCAGGCGCAGGCAAGGCAGACCACCAACCACCACUGAGGGGAACCACUGAUCUUAAUGUCAGUGGUGAUGUUCAGGGUCUGGCGGUACCAGAAGAAAUUUACUGGUGUGCUUAUCACACAUUCCUCAUUUAAACCUGUUGAUUAGGGAAAAUACAAACAAUGAUUUCAUGAUCACCUUUGGAUUCAUUGGUCAAAUCCGUAUUUCUUUAAAAUUUAUAUAUUUUAAAUAUGCCCUGUCGAGGGUUUAGCCUGGCUUCUGUAUGAUCUCAGCUCGGAUAAGUGCCAACUUUCACAGACAAAUUGGAUGAAUACUCCUUACCGUUAAUUAGGCCUGCAUAAUAUAUGUUUGAACAUCGCCAUCGCAAUGUGCGCAUGCGCAAUAGUCCCAUCGCAGGACGUAGGAUUUAUUUUAUUUUUUUUUUUAGGUAUAAACUUUUGUUUUUCUUCAUAUAAGCAGAACAUGUGCAAAGACUUGGCUUACUGGAUCCCUAUAGUAAACCCCCUUAGCCUAGAAUAAGCGGGAUUAUAUGAAUACUAUGGAUGUCCGGAUCAGAUAUUUUUAUCAGAGUACAAGUCACCUGAUCUAGAGUAUCUGCCAAUACAGUUUUUUUGUUUGUUUUUUUUGCUUUGACGCUCACACUGCCGAGAAUGGCCUCUUACUUACACAAUGAAUGAGUUGCCACAGCACAAUUCAGACGGUGUACCAAGCUUAACUGUGAUUAACACAUUUGUGCCUUUGAUCGUAGAGCUACUAAGGCAAUCAUCGUUAACUUUUAAGUACCAAACGCCAGCUGCACUGUGACCAAGAAAAACAAUUUGGUCGCACUGUUGUUUUGGGUGAGAAGCUGUACGAGCAUGAAGCAGAAAAACAUAAAACCCGAUCCUUUUCCCCCGAUUCCAAUCCUCUAAAAAAUGGUCAAAUCGGCCCAAUUUCCGAUCACGUGAUUGGAUCGGGACAGCUCUAAUGAAUAGAGUGUAGUCAUUGUGAGCCAACCAAAGUCUUCCCAAACAGAGCUAUUCAUGUCAUCUGGUUACAAUUCUUCUAACCCCCCCAUAAGUUGCAAUGUCAGUUUUUUCCAAUAUCGUUCAGCUCUACUGUUAAUCCAAGAUGACCUCACGGGAUCAAAUGCCAGUGAGUGCUUUAUCCAGAUAUGACAGCGCAACAGAUGAGCUAACCUGUACGAUUAGCAUUGAGUGGACACUGGCUCCAUGGCAGUGGGUUUUGAAAGGAGUUGAAGAAAUACCAGAAGACCCAGGCUAAGAUGGUGUUGUAGAAAUUGCACACCAGGAAGGAUACAACCAUAGAGCCAAUACCUAAAUGAAGAAAAUACAAGAACGAGUUAAAAUGUCUUUCAGUUUGCAGAAAUGUCCCUGAUCACCCACCAACUCCACCCAGAUAGGGUGAUAUGGUCUUCCACACGCCAAUGCUUCCCUUGCGGAGCCUCUGUCCAAUUGCCAUCUCCAGGUAGAGUAGGGGCAGACCCUCAAAUGCCAACGCUAACAAGUAAGGGAUGAGGAAAGCUCCUAAGGAUGUAAAAAUUUGUGCUCAUGAAAUCUGCUGGGCCGAGAACGGAAAGUGGUAUUUGGUAUCAGGACGAAUUGAUUUUGCCACGUGGCAAAAUGGAUUUUGGUAUGUGGCAUUUUUAUUUAUUUAUUUAUUUUUUUAGGAUGUGGCAAAAUGGAGUUUGGCAAGUGGCUUUUUAGUUUUUUUGCGAUGUAGCAAAAUGGAUUUUGGGACUUUUUUUUUUUUUUUUUUGCCAUGUGGCAUUUUUUUGGUAUGUGGCCAAAUGGAUUUUAGCAUGUGGCAUUUUUUUGCCAUGUGGCAUUUUUUUGCCAUGUGGCAAAAUGGAUAUUGGCAUGUGGAUUUUUUAAAAAUUAAUUAAUUAAUUAAUGUAUUUAUUUAUUUAUUUUUUGCCAUGUGGCAAAAUAAAUUUUGGCAUGUGGCAUUUUUUUUUUUUUUUGCCAUGUAGCAAAAUUGUUUUUGGCAUGUGGCAUUUAUUUUGGCAGGUGGCAUUUUUUUGCUAUGUGGCUAAAUGGAUUUUGGCAUGUGGCACUUUUUUGCCAUAUGGCAUUUUUUUGGAAUGUGGCAAAAUGGAUUUUGGCAUAUGGCUUUUUUUUGCCAUGUGGCAUUUUUUUUGGAAUGUGGCAAAAUGGAUUUUGGCAUGUGGCAUUUUUUUUUUUUGCCAUGUAGCAAAAUGGAUUUUGGGAUGUGGCAUUUUUUGCCAUGUAGCAAAAUGGAUCUUGGCAUGUGGCAUCUAUUUUGCUAGGUGGCAUUUUUUUUGGUAUGUGGCAGAAUGGAUUUUGGCAUGUGGCUUUUUUGCCAUGUGGCAAAAUUAAUUUUGGCAUGUGGCAUUUUUUGGUAUGUGGCCAAAUGGAUUUUGGCAUGUGACUUUUUUUUUUGCCAUGUGGCAUUUUUUUUGGUAUGUGACAAAAUUGAUUUUGACAUGUGGAUUUUUUUUGUUGCCAUGUGGCAUUUUUUUUGGGGUACGUGUCAAAAUUAAUUUUGGCAUGUGGCAUUUUUUUCUGCCAUGUUGCAGUUUUUUUGCCAUAUCGCAAAAUGGUUUUUGGCAUGUAGCAUUUAUUUUGCCAGGUGGCAUUUUUUUCUUUUGAUAUGUGGCAAAAUGGAUUGUCGCAUGUGACAAAAUGGAUUUUGGCAUGUGGCAUUUUUUUGCCAUGUGGCAUUUUUUUAGGAAUGUGGCAAAAUGGAUUUUGGCAUAUGGCUUUUUUUUUGCCCGGUGGCAUUUUUUUGGGAAUUUGGCUAAAUGUAUUUUGGCACGUGGCAUUGUUUUUGCCAUGUAACAAAAUUGAUUUUGGCAUAUGGUAUUUAUUUUGCUAGGUGGCAUUUGUUUUUUUGGUAUGUGGCAAAAUGGAUUUUGGCAUGUGGCUUUUUUUGCCAUGUGGCAUUUAUUUUGCUAGGUAACAUUUUUUUGCCAUGUGGCAAAAUGGAUUUUGGCAUGUGGCAUUUUUUUGCCAUGUGCCAUUUUUUUUUUUGGUUAUGUGGCAAAAUGGAUUUUGGCAUGUGGCAUUUUUUUUUUUGCCAUGUGGCAAAAUGUUAUUUGGCAUGUCACUUUUUUUUGCCGUGUGAAAUUUUUUUGCCAUGUGGAAAAAUGAAUUUUGGCAUGUGGCAUUUCAAUUUUGCCACGUACCAAAUACCAUUUUUCGUUCUCGCUGUCUCUCCAUGAAAGAUUAGCAGAAAACACAUCUUAAUUUAUUGGUCAUAUUAUUUUCUCAUCUAUCGGCUCUAAUGACUUUUUAAGGAUGAUUAAGCGUUGGUUAAAUUGAAGCUUGGCAACACCUUUUGUGUGAGUAAAUAUGUGACGUUAAUAAAGCUGAUAACCCUGCUGCACAUUAGUGUGGGUCAAUGUUUGUUUAGCUUAACCUUCACUAAGAACUAUGAGGAAGUGAAUCAAUACAACGCCAGGGGCUGAACAGAUCAUUUGACAGAUCAUGGGAAAGAAGAAUAACUUAAGUAACUCACCUCCUCCAUAUGUUUGGCAAAGAAAGGGGAAACGCCAAACGUUUCCAAUCCCAACUGCAAAACCGAUGGAGGUCAGCAUGUAUUCAACUUUGUUUUUCCAUUUGACUUCCUCUUGCGCAUCUCUUGUUUUGUCCAUGUUGAACUGGCCUGAUGUUGUGGUGCAAUUGCAGAAUUAUUGUCAAUGUUCCUUAAUUGUUAGCUGAUAAAAAUCAAUAUCAAACCUGUUUGAGCUGUCAGGUGCUGUUCCGCCUGAGUGCGGCUGUCUUAAAUGCAUUGAACUUUUUAAUCCCCUGCCUUUGCCUCCUUUGGGGGCUGUCCUUCAAUGUCCUAUCAGCAGCUUCCAGUCAGGUUACUGGUUUGGAUAAGGGAAAGCAGCCUACUAUUCAUGUUUUAAUUUAACCUUUGUGUUAUCAGUAAUGACGUUUAAGAUAAGAAUUAUUUUAUCACAAGCGCAGGAGCAUACAAAGAGCAUCAAAUUGUUCAAAUACUGAAAUUCUUCAACAGCUGUGAAUGGCUUGAGAACAAAAAAAGAAAAAAUACAAGUUACCAUUAAAUGUAUGAGGUAGAAUGCAAAAGUCAAGAUUAAUGGCUUACUAGUGUAAUGCUCUCAAUUUUAUGCUUAUUUCAAAAGCCUAUUGAUAAAUACAGCACAUGAAGAUUCAUCAUUCAAAUGUAUCAUUAACGUUUUUGAUGUAUUUGCUGGAAUGUAUCAAAACUAAUAAAGAAAACAUUUUAAUUU